This is a messenger RNA of Xiphophorus couchianus (Monterrey platyfish), 5199 nucleotides long. It is a transcript of the gene prox3, whose product is annotated as prospero homeobox 3. Gene Ontology annotation, biological process: regulation of transcription by RNA polymerase II. Gene Ontology annotation, molecular function: DNA-binding transcription factor activity, RNA polymerase II-specific; RNA polymerase II cis-regulatory region sequence-specific DNA binding. The transcript is spliced from 7 exons. Lineage: Eukaryota; Metazoa; Chordata; Actinopteri; Cyprinodontiformes; Poeciliidae. The record is from RefSeq and is a predicted model, not a curated record. The coding region runs from base 628 to 2796 and encodes 722 amino acids. Gene Ontology annotation, cellular component: nucleus.
AGAAACUUUCAGUUUUUUUGUGGGAAUGUAUUCAUUUUUUCCAUAAUGUCUGGAACACCUUUGCACAUUAGUGCCCUGAGAGUCUCCUGCCAUGAUGAGUGUGGCAGCAGCUGCUGUUAUUAAUGGACAGAGUGAGCUGUAAGUUAAGGAGAAGCAGAAAUGUUGGUGUUUGUAGUUUCCGUGUGAUGUGUAUGAGCUCAUAGUGGGGGUCAUGCCAACAUGGGAGGGAUCGGACCGUCAAGUGGACAGCUCUGUAGCCCGCCUGCCCGCCCACUGCGCUCCACUCCACUCCACUCCACACCGGGAGCAGCGCGUCAGGGCUGAUGCCAGCCAGCCGAACAUAGAUGGACUGACGAGGGAGGAACAACAAAAACAAAACCUCUACGCAACUAGAAUAAAUCCAUAAGAGCUGCUCGGCGGGUGAGAAUAAAACUGUGACGCAGCGCUCUCUUACGGGUCCCGGUCCAGGUCAGAGUCCGUUCUGGAGACAGUCAGAGGCGGACAGUGGAGUGGAAAAAGCUUCGGGGAGCGGACGCAGCUGGAGCCCCUCUGCAUCAUCAUUAUAGAGAUCCAAGUGGAAGAGGCUGCAGCCUUUGACCGAUCAGUGGCCUGUUUUGUUGUCCAGUGAUGGAUUCACCUACAGACCUUUUCGAUGACUCCUCCCCCCAGAUACGGACUUUUACUCCCGGUCUCUCCUCCGCAGACCUCCCUGGAGUCCACACCGCUCCCGGCUUCAGACCCCCAGGUUUCCCCCUCAUCCACCAUCUCCUCCAGCCGGGCGGAGGCCCACGGAGGAUCCUGACUGCAAACCAGAACGAAGUGACUGCCACUCAAAUGGAGCAAGAAGAGGGGAUGAUGGAGGGUGAGGACGAGUUGAUGGAGGUGAAAAGGAAGUGCAACGACACCGUCCUCAUGGCUGAGUGGAGUCAAGACGUCAUGAAAGUGAAAAGGAUGAAGCUGGAGUGCAGGCAGAAAGAUAAGCAACUGGAGGAUGGAGGGAAGAGGAGAGAGGGGAGGAGACGGGAGAGGGAGGAGCUGAAGGAGCAGCUUGAGGAGGCCAGGGAGAGAUUGCAGGCCCUGCAGGAGAAAGUCUGGAGGGCGUUUGGGGAAAAGGCAGAGAAGAAGGAGAAGAAAAGAAAGCGUCAGAGGUGUGAUGGCGAUGGAGAUGAAGUGAUGGUGGAGGAUGAGGAGGAUGUCACAGGAGAGAUGUUUGAUGAAGAGGACAUAGAUGGCGCCGAGUUUGAGAAGGAAUCUUUCUCCCUGCUUUCUGUUUCCCAUUUUGACAACUUCCACAAACGGAAAGACGAGUUGCAAAAAGACAGAGAAAGGCAAAUAGAGAGAGGAAGAGAAGGAGACAUGGAGGGCGUCAUGGAGGGAUCGAGACUGUGGCUGGAGUGCGGAGGUCUGACGAGGGGAGACUGGGACGGAGGAGCUGAAGACGAGCAUGAGGAGGGAGGACAGAAGUUUGCUCAGGCUCUGAAGUUGGAGCUGGGCAGCGCCGUGGCGCGAGUCAUUGACCGAGUCCUUCGUCUUUACACGGAGAUGAUGGACCAUUCCUCCCCUCCUGCUGCCAUCUCUUUCCACCCGUCUGAUCAGGCGCAUGAUGGAGGGAAGGAGAGGGAUGGCUGGAUGGGACUGCUGACGAGAGGAAGAGUGGAGGAACCGAUGAAAGAGAAGGAGGACGGAGACAGAGAGCAGCAGCUCAAGAAGUUGGUUCCUUCUGGACCAGAUUUGGCAAUGCCAUUGGCCGUUCACAGGUCACCUGACACGCGGAAGACCUUCCCUCUCCUCGGACCGCCGCUCUCCACCAACAUCAACUCCUCUCACCCAAACCUCCCCCUUCAUCACCCCUCUUUGACCCGACCCACUCCUCUUCCUCACCCUCCACUCAUGCCUCCAGCUUCACACCCCAAAGAGACUUCCUCCUCCACCUCCUUCCACCCCUCUUCAUCAUCCUCUUCUUCCUCCUCGUCCUCCUUCCCCGCACCACCUCCACCUCCUCCGCCUCUUCCUCUUCCAUUACUCCACUACUCCAUGCAGCAGCUCUUCUCCCGCUCGCUCCACCACCCACAGCUCCCUCAUCUCGCUCCGUCUCGGAAGGACUACCUGAACUCCGACCCCUUCCUGGAGUUCUCCUCUCACGCCUCCUUCCCUCCGCUCCCUUUCCUCGGACACCUGGACCCGUCGCUGACUCGCCACGGAGUCAGAGAGAGGGAGAGGGGGGUGAGGGGAGACGGGAGCAUCAGAGGAGGCGGAGGAAUGGACGGAGGAGAGCUCUACCUGACCGCCGGCGGGACCCAGGAGGGAUUGUCUCCCUGCCAUCUGAAGAAAGCCAAGCUCAUGUUCUUCUACACACGGUACCCCAGCUCCAACACACUCAAGACCUACUUCCCUGAUGUCAAGUUUAACCGCUGUGUGACCUCGCAGAUGAUUAAAUGGUUCAGCAACUUCAGGGAGUUUUUCUACAUCCAGAUGGAGCGAUUUGCACGCCAGGCGGUCCGCGACGCUCUCACCCGGGAUGGCGCCGCUCGUAUGGGCCGAGAGAAUCAGCUGCGAGUGGGUCGAGAUACGGAGCUGUACCGCAUACUGAACAUGCACUACAACAAGAGCAAUGUCUACCAGGUUCCUGAGAGGUUCAUCGAGGUGUCAGAAGUGGCGCUGAGAGAGUUUUACUCGGCCAUUUGGACUGGGAGAGACAGCGACCCCUGCUGGAAGAAAGGGAUAUAUAAAAUCAUCUGCAAGCUGGACAGUCCUCUGCCGGAUGCCUUCAGGAUGCCUGGCUGUCCGGUGGGCUGAGCUCUGCGUUUCUCCUCUACAUGAACUCCCAUGCAUGCUCAAUCACAUUCUUAUCAAGGUUUAAAUAAACUGUCAAGGUGUAAAUGAUGGGUCAGGUUCUCAGUUUGAGGUUAAAAACCACUAUUUAGGACAUAAACACAGGACAGACAGUGGACACACUCAGUGCUCAAACGAGAGUCUUGUGACUGCACUUAUCUUGGCCAUACCGCUGAAUUAAAAGCAGGAAUUCCUUCUGCAAACAUUCCUCUGCAGUCAGGCUGCAAACCGCAGCUUUUCUACAUUACACGUUUGAUAAAACUCUCCUGAAACCAAGCGCUGAAACAACCUUGUAUCGUUUAUUCUGUCACAGAUUCAUAACGAGUCCCUCUGUAUGUGUGAGGCUGCGUUUUACUGAUGAUUAGCUGGAAUUUUAGAGAAACAUUCACAGUUAUUCCAAUGAAAAUUUAAUUUAAAGUACCCGUUCAAUACUUCAUCUACAAACUUCAUUGGAAUUUUAAGUGACAUCAACAGAAAAUAGUGUCCAGCUGUGAAGUCAAAUGAAAUGGUUUUCAACAUUUGUUUUUACAAAACAAAGUCGGAUAUGCAUUUGUAUUCAGCCCACUUGAGUCUAAACGAGCGGUUUUCAAAGUUUUUAUAAAGCAUUACCACCAUUUUGACAACGAGUUGGACUUUUUUAGCUUGUUAUGUCAUAAAAAUUAAACCGAAACGUUCUUUUUCAAUUGCACCACUUCACAGAGGAUGUGGUUAAAUUCUGGAAAUGUGGUUAAACUUUGCAUAUAAAAGUCAAUUAUUCCAGCAGAAGAAAACAGUUAAUUUACAUUUUGGAAAAUGUAAAGUAUAACACAAAGUAUGUAUUUUUAUAAUCAGGUGUUUUUAACACAUAGAAUCAUGUUUAUCCAGUGAUUUUACUGAAAAGCCGACUUUGCUGCACCUAAAUCAACUUUAAUUUAAUUUAUUAAAUGUGGCUAAAUAUAGCAAGAGUCUUAAAAUAAAGUAACCAAAUCCUGUUUUUUUAGCUGAGAAUAAAUUUUUUCAAUUGAGCCCAAUUGAGUUGCAAAUGUGCAAAACCAUUUGCACAUCAUUGUCGAUCCCGUUUUGGUUCCUACAAACAACAAACAAAACAAUUGGACUAAUUUAUUUGCUUUAUUUUAUUUUUUUUAAUCUUCCUUACUGAUUAUAUUUAAUUUAACAUUUUGGACACCCUUGACUUAAGGGCUCUCCCGUUACAAACUCUCAACGUCACAGAUUGUUUGUUUUACAUAAGUAUAUGCGCUCACAUCAGUUUCACUGAUUGAUGGAACAAAGACAAUGCCACUGAAAUUCAGUUUUUAAGCAAAAAUGGAAAGUCACAAUUUCAGCACAAAAAGUGUAAGAGUUCAAACUCCCACAGCACUGACAAAAGUUUAAUAUUUUCCUUAUUUGACCAGAGUUUUAUCUUCCAUAGAUUUGCUGUGUUGCAUAGCUUCAUAUUUGGUGGCCCUGGAUUUUAGCUAGGGGUGUCAAAGAUAUUUCUAUUUGUAAACACAAAUGAAAACCACAUAUCAGAUUUCUUCAGCUUCACAAUUAUGCACGACUUUGUGUCGUCACAAACAAUCUCAGCAAAAGACAACGAAAUUUCUGGCUUCAAGGUCAGAAAAUGUGAAAAUACUGAGAGGAUGUGGUGACUUUAGCGAGGAAUAACCUGGCUGGUUCUUUUAAAAGCUUAAAAGAUUAACUUUGAUUUCCUGCAGCUCAAAGAUAAACAUCUGUUAACAAAAACAAGUCAUAUUCCUGUGAAUCCCUUCACUUUCCAGUGGGAAAACACUGUUAACAUCCGAGUUAAUUUUCUAUCAGAAUCCGUUUUUCUAAUUUCCCUCCAUCUGAAGCAGCUUUUAACCUUCAUAGAAAAUAGUUCUUUAUGAUGCUGGACCAAUCUUUGAUUAUUUAUGAGAGUCUAGAAAUUUAUUGAUUAUCCUUCAAAGUGUCUUUGCUCAGAGUGUAUCUAUUGUACAGCUUUUGUGCAUGAUAAAUAAAAAUGUAGUCAACAUGAAAAUUUGUUCGGACACCUUGAAGUUGACAUAGCUGUAUAAUGAUGUUUUUGGUGUUUCUCUUAUGUACUCUUGAAAUAUUUUAUAUUCUUUGAAUGUGAAGCUGAACUAAAUAAGUUAAAAUAUCUGAACUUUUGUUUUAUAUUUUAAAUCUUGUAUGUUGUGAUAGUUUGAUUUGAAAACAAAAUAGCUUUUGUUGGUGUAAUUAUUUGUGACGUGAAUUCAAGUGCGUAUUUCCCAGAUUUGUAAUUUUUAUUUUUAUCUUUUUCCUUUAUAUUGUACAGGAUGUGCUGCAGUCUUUGCUGUAGAUCUGUGCCUCAUUCAGACUUCAAUGGAUUUUACGUCUUAUCAGCUAAUUAAAGUAAUACCAACCUCA